Messenger RNA from Staurois parvus, 509 nucleotides. NCBI's taxonomy places the organism in Eukaryota, Metazoa, Chordata, Amphibia, Anura, Ranidae. The record is from the annotation of a GenBank genome assembly.
AUGCAUACUCACUACCCCCGAGCCAACAUGAAGCCAGAGAUCAUCGCGGCGGUGGGCUUUAUCUCCAAUUCCUGCGUACCAAGGGGCUUAUGGACGACCGGGAGCUUCAGACCUUCAACCAGUCCCUGCAAGAACUGCUGGCAGAACAUUACAGACAUCAUUGGUUUCCUGAGAAACCUUCCAAAGGUUCAGCUUACCGCUGCAUUCGGAUUAACCACAAAAUGGAUCCCUUGAUUGGGCAAGCAGCAGACCGUAUCGGACUGAGCAGCCAAGAAAUGUUUAAACUUCUGCCAAGUGAACUCACUUUGUGGAUUGAUCCAUACGAAGUGUCUUAUCGCAUUGGAGAGGAUGGUUCCAUAUGUGUGCUCUAUGAAGCAGUCCCGUCAGGCAGCAGUAGCCAAAAUGGCAGCUCAUCUCUGGUCGAAAGCAGAAUCAGCUGCAAAGAUGAACUUCUCCUUGGCCGAACAAGCCCUUCCAAAACGUACAACAUGAUGACGGUAUCUGGUUAA